This is a messenger RNA of Mizuhopecten yessoensis (Yesso scallop), 4116 nucleotides long. Its product is annotated as sacsin-like. Gene Ontology annotation, molecular function: Hsp70 protein binding. The record is from RefSeq and is a predicted model, not a curated record. The transcript is spliced from 2 exons. NCBI's taxonomy places the organism in Eukaryota, Metazoa, Mollusca, Bivalvia, Pectinida, Pectinidae. The annotation marks the transcript as partial.
AUGGAUUAUCGCCUAUGCAACAGGCACUUCAAAAAGUCUGAAGAUCUCAAAACAGAAUGUUCAAGUGAACUGCAGCACAUGCAGAAGGCAUUUCUGACAACAAUUGUUGAGGAAAACCCAAGAGUGUUCAAAAGACAUGACAUUUGGGCAAAAUAUGAUGACUGUAGGUUUAUGGACCCAGAACUUAUUGAAUCAGACGUUGGAGAUAUUGCCUUCAAAGCAGCUAUUCAUUUCUUGGAAACCGAAGAGAACGAUAAUACAAAGGUUAUGAGAUUACAAAAGAAGUUGGAUGCCACCUUCAGCAAUGCUGGCCUUGAAACUACCAUCAAAACAAAGAUAUUUUCGAUAGAUCAUUUCUUCACAGAAGUGCUUUUUCCAGAAAUGCUGUCAGAUUUUUGGCAAUCCAAAGAAAGGAACAUGCUUGUAAUGUUUGCUGUAGAUAAUACUAGUGAGACUACCAAAAACUUGCUUAGUAGCACGAAAUGCAUUCCUUCAAAACCAACAGGAGAAAUGAAAUAUCCUCAUGAACUGAUACAUCCGGAUAGUGAGCUAGAAAAUUUGUUUGCAACAUGUGAAGGACGGUUUGUACAUGAGGAAAUGAUAGAAGCUGGAAUCAGGAACAGAAAGAAACAGCUGGCAGACAUCGGGAUGAUAGUUGAAACAUUGCCAUCACACUUGGUCGUUGAUAGAGUGGAGAGUGUACUGGGUUUGUCACGGGAAUGUGACAAGUGUGCAAUAGACAGGUCCGUCACCAUUAUUCAAUACAUCCAAACAAAAUGUAUGUCUGAAGUGUCGCUUAUUAAACAACUGAAAGACAUACCAUACCUACCAAUUCUGAAGAAACCACAGGACUGGACUUUCCGAUGGGGAGCAGACUGUCAAUCUUUUAAUAACGGUUUAACUACCAUGAAAGAAGUAAAAGUCGCCAACUGUAACCAUGAGAUUAAGGAGAUUAAGGAAAAUGUUCAGUUUGCAAAACCAAAAUGUCUUUAUCUGACAUCAUCUCAACAUCUGGUUGGUCCUCAGGAGCUUGUUAUGGAUGUGUCUUGCUACAAAACAUUGGUUUCUCCUGGACGAGACCUUUUCUCUCGUUUGGGCGUCAAUGGAGUUGAUACCAUUCCUAUCAAAGUUGUUUGCAGACAUUUGAUUCAACUUUGCGAAACCACUGACCCAGUUACGAUGGUGGAGAACACAAAACAGCUGCUCAAGACAAUUUGCAAUGAAGUUUACUCUUUCUUGAGUAAAAGAAUAUCCAACGAAACUAUUUCUGAAACGGAAAUGAGCUACAUUACUAAUUUAAAAGAGCACCCUGUUGUUUUCUGCCACAAUGUUUUUGUGAAACCAAAACAAACUGCACUCAGCAUUUUAACUGAUUGCGAACCUCAUCUAUUUGGAUUGCAGACCCAUCAUCUUGGAUCAAAAUGCAAACAUCUGUUGCGUGUUCUUGAUAUCAAAAGCAAAUUUACCACAGAUGAUAUUUUAAAUGUCAUGUUGGAAAAGCAAACUUGUAAAGGAGAAGAGCAGCUGACAGAAGAUGAAUUGGAACUCUACACCAAACUCAUCAAAGUCCUAGUUAAGUGUAUGGAACGUGAAGAAAUGGACUAUCAUGGAAUAUGUGCAAUCACAGAUGAUGAGGGGGUUUUAACACAAUUGUGUAUUCCAGAUGUGAAAGGUGUCCUGACACCAAUCAAUGAGUUGUGCUUGAAUGACAAUAAGAAAAUCAAAACAACUGGGACAAUGAAAUUUGUAAACGGGAAAAUUGGUCCGGAUUUUGCCCGCACACUUGGUGUAAAGGCCAAGACAAAACAACACUUCUCGGACAAUACGAAAAGAUUACCUUUCGGACAAAAAGAAGAAUUGACUACAAGAAUAAAAGACAUUUUAAGAGGCUAUCCAUGUGACGAAGGAAUCAUGAAAGAACUUCUGCAGAAUGCAGAUGAUGCACAAGCAACAGAACUUCAAUUCAUCAUAGAUGAUAACACCUACUCAGACGAAAGAGUUUUUGAUGAUAAAUGGAAAGUAUUACAAGGCCCUGCUCUUCUUGUUUAUAAUGAUAGCAUGUUAAGUGCUAAGGAUAUUCAAGGAAUACAGGACCUUGGUAUAGGCAGCCAAGGGGACGACCCAACAAAAACUGGCCAGUACGGUGUGGGGUUCAAUGCUGUGUACCAUCUAACGGAUGCACCCUCAUUCCUCACGAAGGGCCCCAAGGUUGAAGGAGGGGAAACAAUGUGUGUCAUGGACCCACACUGCCAAUUUUUAUCAGAUGCCACUGAUGAACGACCUGGAAUUCAGUUGAUGAAUCUAGAUGAACACAGAUAUUUAUAUCCAGAUGUUUUCAAGUGUUUCCACGAAGAUAAACUUUUGACAAGCAAAGGAACAGUUUUCAGAUUCCCACUUCGAGCAGACGAUAAAACGAGAAAGCAUUUAGCAGAUUCAAUGCCACCCGAGAAGCUUCGGAACCUGUUGAAGACAUUUGAGAGAGACCUGUUAGAAGCAUUGCUAUUUGUUAAUUCUGUUAAGAAGAUAUCCCUUUCAGACAUUUCCGCCGGUGAGUUCAAACCACUAUAUGAAGUUGAAAUUAUCAUCUCUAAAGCGAACGAGGAAAAACGGACAGCUUUUGGAAACCAUUUACGUGAUAUGAGUAAGAACUUCAGAGACACUCAGGAUCUAUUAAGCAUACAGAAUAAAUCCGUUUCUUAUAACAUCACAGUGAAAGACAGCAAUGGUGUUUCGAACAAAUGGCUUGUAGUGCAACAGGUAGGGUUUGGAGAUGGUGACAUUCCCGAAGAAAUAAAUGAUGCGUACACAAAUGAAAACCUCGGGCUGCUACCAAGAGGUGGUGUAGCUAUUCGUCUUAAACCACACACAUCAUCAGAACAAAGACACAAAGCAUUUUGUUUCCUGCCACUGCCAGUAGACACUGGUCUGCCAGUCCAUAUAAACGGCCAUUUCGCACUUGGUGGAGAGGCAAGAAGUAGUUUGUGGAAUAAAGAACGACGAACUUACAAGUGGGAGUGGAAUAAACUACUGCUGAGUCGGGUCAUUCCUUCUGCCUAUAUCGCAAGCAUGCAGAGAAUCAAACAAAUGCUUCUGUCAGACCUUGGAGAGUCUGGUCUUGUCACAAAGACACGGCAGCUUGAUGACGUGUUUCCUAUUUAUAAGGAUGCAAAAGAUGAUAACUGGAAAUUACUGGCAAAAGAAGUUCUGAACCAGAUUUACAAUGGUGGUCAUCAAUUGUUUUACCUAUAUAAAUCGCAUAAAAGCAGUGCCAGUGCCAAACUACCAUCAGUGUUCAUGCCUCUGAAAGAGCCGAAAGAAGAAUUUCCUGCAGUCUUCAACACCUUAAAAUAUCACAAAAAGAAAACCCAAGAAAGACUUACAUGGGAGGAUCAAAAACGUUUAGCGCAAGUGAUGAAAGACAUUGGACUGAGGCUGCUGGAUUCACCCAAACAAAGAUUUCAAAGUUUGAAGGAUGCUGAGGUACCUGUAUCUGAAAUAUCACCGAAAACUAUUAUGGGGUUCAUGAAAUCAUUCAGCAGGAGAGAUAUUGAACAUAGAUGUAACAUUUUGAUUCAGGAGGAUGGUACACAUUUGUCAAGUACAAGUCUACUAAAUCUGGUAAAGGUUUCAGCAUUACUGCAAUACUGCCGAGACAGUGAAGACUUUGCUUCGAGCAUUGUCGAUGUACCAUUGUGUUUAACUCAGGAUAGGAAACUACGAGUGUUCAAGGAGGGUAGUGAAAUAUUUUGCAAUGAAAUGUUUUCUAUUUUACCCGGUUCUGGAAGUCAAUUUCUCCAUCAACGUUUAGUCUCGCUUUGUAAUAUAGAGAAAUUACAGGAAAAUGUAUUUAAAUCUUUUGAUAUCCCUUCAUUUGCCAACUACCUAGCAGAAAGCUUGCCCCCGAAAAUUUUUAGAAAUCCAAAGGAAAUGGUUACUUUCCUGCCUGAUAACAAACGCAUUCCCAACUCAUCGUGGAUUUGCGAUGUGUGGAAGUUUUUUGCGCGACGGCUGAAGAAAUGUAAGGGAAAAGAUAAAGCAGAUGGAACGUUUCCGGACGACAGUGAAGCGGUUCAGACCAUUCCUCAGGAUCUGAUGGUUGUAGCUCAGUGGAAUGUG